Anolis sagrei ordinatus is the source of this 1192-nucleotide messenger RNA. RefSeq lists its product as uncharacterized. NCBI's taxonomy places the organism in Eukaryota, Metazoa, Chordata, Lepidosauria, Squamata, Anolidae. The record is from RefSeq and is a predicted model, not a curated record.
AUGAAAAGGAUCAUCUUCACAGGCGGAUGUCAACAAAUACCUCUUCGUUCGGAGCCAUUACCACAGGAGGUCCCACCAGCAAACUCAGGCUUUACACCAUCCUCCUGGAUCAAUACUGAAAAAUGGGAACGGACUCACCAAGACACUCUCCCUGCAGCCUACUCCAAAGAGAGGUCGCCUGGGAAGCAGUUAGUUGUGGACACCACCCCUUACCUCCAUAAUAAUGUGGAAAGAUCUACUGGCAGGGAGCGCAGAAGUGGCCAUGUUGAAUGGCAGAUGCAAGAGGAGCUGGUGCGCAAGUUAGAGGAUCAGCUGGCACAAGAGAAGCAGAGACUGAGUGUUAUGCGAGCCGAACUGGCAUCCAGUUCCCACUCGCAGCAUCUGUGUGCACCAGGAGUAAUUCUUCCGCAUCAAAGCAAAGACCCAAGGAGUGAGAUUUACUUUUCUAAUCACCAUGAAAACCACAAUAGUGCAGAAAGGAACUCCAGCAUGGUAUAUUACAGAUGCACUACUGCUCGCCCACCUUUCACAUAUGCUGCCCUCAUUGGUUGGGCCAUCCUAGAAUCCCCCAAGAAACAGCUCAGCCUGAAUGAGAUUUAUCGCUGGUUCAACAACAACUUUGGCUACUUCAGGCAUAACAUCCCAACCUGGAAGAAUGCCAUUCGACACAACCUUAGCUUGCACAAAUGCUUUGUGCGUGUGGAGAACAUGAAGGGAGCCGUGUGGACAGUGGAUGAGUUUGAGUAUCAGAAGAGAAGGAGCCAGCGCUGUUCCACUUACCCACAUCCAUUUCUGGGGAGCCAUGGAGCAGCACUGCUUUUUGGACAGCCGUGGGAGAGGACAGCCCAGUUGAGAACAGAAAGGAGCAACCAUUACAGGCCAGAGCACACCAUCCCCUCUUCUUUUUCCGCAGGGACUGUGAGCUAAAUAGCUGAAACUCUUGAAGCAGAGUUCAGAGGGUUUGUAAGGGUCUAUGUGCUUAAUGUAUUGUCAAAGGCUUUCAUGGCCGGAAUCACUGGGUUGUUGUAGGUUUUUUUCGGGCUAUAUGGCCAUGUUCUAGAGGCAUUCUCUCCUGACGUUUCGCCUGCAUCUAUGGCAAGCAUCCUCAGAGGUUGUGAGGUCUGUUGGAAGUAGGAAAAAGGGUUUAUAUAUCUGUGGAAUGACCAGGGUGAGACAAAGGACUCUUGUCUGC